AUGACAAUCCUGUUCGGUCCUCGCUCCUUUGUGGGAACAUUCGGCCUUGUCGCCUCAUUCGUCUUUGUCGCGAUUUCGCAAGCUCAUGGUCCAAUACACCCCGUAGAGCCCAGCGGUCCACAGCGUCUUGCUUGGGAGCAGCCAGAAGCUCCUAAGAACGAAGGCAGUAGCGGCAGCGAACAAGGCUCUUACCAAGGUAGUGAAGAGGGCUUUAGUGAAGGCACUGUUCCUCCUCCUCGUUGGCAUGGUGAAGCAUUCUUUAUUCCUGGAAUGCCUAGUGGCUCAGUCGUUUUAAAGGACGAAGAAGAGGAACAGGAAACCACGGAGGUCGCACGAGAACCAGUUCUAACGCGUACAAGAGAAACGCAGGAUAUCCAGAGUUCAGGAAGAGGAGCUGUUCCAAACGGAGGCAUGCGGCUGCCCUACUCACAGGCUCCUCCGGAGCUGCCUAGGCACUGGAGAUCGCACAGAAGAGGGCCCAAGCACGCGCACCACCCAAGCUGGACUGCCUCUCAAGACCUUUCGAACGAACAGGUCGCGGCGGGAUUGCACGCAGCAGUGCGUGCCUAUCAGCAUGCGCGGGAUGCUGGGGAUCUCCCAGCAGGCAUCCCCAACCCUAAUAGAUUCCCAAGAGGCACGGGAACCCCGCAGGCAAAAGGCAUGAACAGAGGCGGCUCGCCGCAGCUCUUUCGCGCUCUCCAGAGUGCUCAGUUCCCGCGGCGCACGGGAACGCCCCAGUUAAAGGCCACUACAAGGCGAGGCGCUUCACCUUUUGUCCCUCCAGGAAGCCAAGUUCCCCCGUUUACAGGAAGUAUGGAGACGGCCCGGGGGACAAACACUCAUAGAGAAGAAUAUCCCCUAGUUUCUGGAGACUCCCAGAACACUCGACUCCGGCCUGGUGGCCCAGCGCUCCACCUCAGACUCGAUGGCGUCAGAGAGGAGCCUCACUGGCGAGUCAAAGCUUCACAAGUCCCGAGAAGUACGGGCACCCCUCGCAUGACUCUCCACACCGAAGAAGACUCCCAAAAGUCAGUCCAUCUGGCUGAGGGACUGCAAGGCACAGGCACGCCGCGGCUGAUUGCCAGCAGUUGCGUCGAAAUUCCCUGGCUGUUCCCCAGUGAAACAGACGAAACCCCACAAUUUUACCAAGACCACCAGGUCCCACGAGGAACGCCUCUGCAUAGGGGCCACGUGAGAGGCAACCCUUCAAGAGCUGUUCACAGCGCUCAACCAAUGAGAAACCCGGGUGCUUCCUGGGCAAGAGGAAACAAAGGGGAGAACUCAUGGCGAAGUGCACACGCGAUGAAUAUUUCACGUGGCACUGGAACACCUCAGCUUGCAAGCCACAGCAGAGAAGGCUCCCCCACAGUCGUUCACGGCAUUGGUGGUCCUCUAUUUCCACAAAGCACGGGUACUCCCCGCUUGGGUGUUGAUAUUAAAUUCGGCGACUCGCAGUCAAACAGUCCAGCUGGAAUGAAUGAAGAUUACAUCAGCGACCUAUAUGAAUAUGAUGGAUUUUUUCCUACAAUAGAUGGCUCCAUGCCGCGGAAAGAAGAGGAAUUUUUCGGGCCGUAUUACCCCUAUGCAGAAGAAGAACAGGGAUUUGUUGUUCCUCACGCCAUUACGAGCUGCACUUCUGAUAGCCCUCAAGUCGUAUACGGACAGGCAUUUCACGUUUCCAGGAGUACUAACGAGCGCUUCCAGCAUCAGAAGGGAGAGCUGCAGAAUCUUCAGACCAGUGUAGACUGUCUUUCUGAGACUGGCCACACAAACGAAGAAUCUCUUGCAUGCAGCUGGCUCAUUACUAUGGGGUCCUAUCACAACUCGGGCAUUUGGCUGCACCAAGCAAGGAAAACGCUAGAAACGACUCACCUGUGGAUGGGGACAGAGAAUAUUCGCCAUGCGCUUCUCUACCAGGCAAUGCUACAAGAUGUGCUUUGCGGGCGUCAGGCAUCGCGAGCUAUGUCAACGGAGAGACUUCGAGCAAACUCUGAUAAGCAGCAUUCAGAGGAAAUCUCGCUUGACCCGUCUUUUAUAGCGGUUCAGGUAGCUAUGUCAGUUCUGUCUGAGGACGAUGUCGGUCACGUGCAACCUGCACAAACGGGACGCUCUGCGCAUGGUUUUGCCGAUGUUUCCGCAGCCAGCACAGUGGCUCAUGAAGACGACCCAGAAAACAUGAAUGCGGCAGCUUCUCUGUUGGCUUCUUCUUUGUCCCGCUCCCUUUGGUUGGAAGAUACGAGUUUCAGGGCCUCUUCAUCCUUGCUUGAUUCUUUUCCUGCCAUCUCGCAGCAUUCUGAACCACCAGCCGCAGUGCAUAGCUGUUUUUCAUCACAGUCUGAAAGCUACAACGCAGCACAGUUUGCCCUAAACGGUGAAGGGUUCCAUGAAGGCUCAACGGCAAGUGUUUUUUGUUCUCCUGAUGGUCACCACCCAGAAGACCUGAUGUUUAAUGCCGAGUUCGCCAUGAGCAGAGGCAUGAUGGGGUCUAUACGCGAAUGGAGAUCAACAGAAACCCAGGAAGAUGUUCAAGCACUGCCCUGGACCAAUGACCCUGAAGCAAAUUUGACUCACCGUGCUCACAUUGCUUUGGGUAAACGUCACGGCCCAGCAGGGUCGCGAAACUUUGUAGCGGAGGAGCAGAGAACUAAUGCUUUUUUUAACAGCACCUCUCUUAUCAAUGAGUCCGGGAAAUCCAUUCUCGAAUUGCUGGGAAAAAUUCCGGAGCAGACGGAGUCAUCUCCAACAAGUGUAUUCUUCUGUGGAUCCAUAGUGUCUCCGGCCAAAAAUUUAGAUACAACGCUUAUCCAAGUACAGUGCAAUCCCAUGCGCGAUGAGCGGCUCGAUAGCGUGAAUGCUUCGCACCACUCCCUGGAGUCUUCUUCCAAAAUAUCAAGGAGCAGAACAGAAAGUAUUUCGAGAAAUGAAACGCCCUUAGGGAGAGCUUCGUCAAACAUCACAGCUUAA
Messenger RNA from Eimeria tenella, 2964 nucleotides. RefSeq lists its product as uncharacterized. NCBI's taxonomy places the organism in Eukaryota, Apicomplexa, Conoidasida, Eucoccidiorida, Eimeriidae. The coding region runs from base 1 to 2964 and encodes 987 amino acids. The record is from RefSeq and is a predicted model, not a curated record. The transcript has 5 exons.